AUUAUUGACCAAGAAUUCGAUCAGAUUAUGAAGGUCAGAGGUCACUGGGCAGGUCUUGGGUGAUGGCUGGGGUGGGAAUCACAAAGAGGCUGGUCCUCCGACAGGAAGUGAAAUGAUUUUUGAGAUUGCACUAAAACAGAAUUGUGCUUUUUAUUUAUUAGUUAUUUCUCUGGUGUGUAACAUAGUCGUCCACCUGCGGGCCGCCGCUUCAUCUGUCUGUCACCACGACCUUGUGCUUUUUUAAAUCAAUGUCUGUUUUGUUUUGGGGAAAUUGUGAAAAAUGUAGAAACAUUCAAUAAAAUAUUUUACAUGAAAAAAAAAAACCCUCGUUUCUUUAUCUGACGUCAGCGCCCUCUGGCGGUCCAUUUAAGAAAUUCGCGUCUGUCCGUCAUCAGGUGGCGCCUCAGGCCAGUGCAGCUGCGCCGCGAAGAAUUGAAGUGAAACCCGUUUGUCCUGUCCGUGUUCUUACAGACGGCCACGAAGCAGCGGUUUCUGAGGCGCUGGCCUGCGACGCCGUCCUCCGGUCGUGACGUGUGUGCAAAGUUUCUUUUAUUGUGAAGGACUCCACCGGAAGUGAUAUCGACUGGCUCACAACUUCGGGACCCAGACCUGCUGCGGAACAGACCGGUUCUAGCUGCCGUGCCGAACCCGAACGCAAACCGCUGUCCAGGUGAGCUGGCUGGGAACGCACCGAGCAGCGACGGGGUUGUGGCCCCGGGAGCCCGCGGCGGAGGCGCGUGAGUUGAGCUAACCGACGCUAGCGUUAGCAGCGGCCUCUCGCUGGGCCACCGGUGAGCGGACCGGGCUCGCGAGUCUCAGAGGUCCGUUCGAGAUUCCAUGCCGAGUUUGGUGCGUGUCGGCCGGAAGUCGAAAGGUUUCUGUGAGGACUCCUUCGCCAGUUGAUGUGGCCUCCGCGAGCUCCGCUACUGACGCCACUGGACACGGCGACGACGCUCGGCGGUGACGUCACAGCCGGCGGUGUGAUGUAAUGCGACUGCUGCUCGGCCGCGAUGGCGAGCGCCACCCUGCGGUACUUCUGCUACGGGUGCCUGGCGACCUCCGUGACCUGGUCCCUCCUCCUCUUCCUCUACUUCACCAUGGCAACAGAACCGGGUCAGGCCAGGAAACCGGUCCAGCGCCGCCCCCAGUCCACGCCGCCGAGGCUGGUGUCCGGCAUGAGAGGGCCGGAGCUUCCUGCUGAGAUGGGGAUGAUCUUCACCGAGGCCGACCAGGAGCUGCGGGACAGCGGGUACCACCGGCACGCCUUCAACGUUCUGAUCUCCACCCGGCUGGGAGCCCACCGGGAGGUGCCUGACACCCGAGAUGCCCGGUGUCAGGACCUGGUCUAUCCUGCCCACCUGCCGUCGGCCAGCGUGGUCAUCUGCUUCUUCAACGAGGCCUUUUCAGCUCUGGUGCGGACCGUCCACAGUGUCCUGGACCGGACUCCACCGGAGCUGCUGCACCAGGUCAUUCUGGUGGACGACCACAGCGACCUGGGUGAGCUGCAGGAGCCGCUCCAUCGUUACGUCCAGCAGAACUUUUCCUCCAAGGUGAAGCUUGUGAGGAACCAGCGGCGAGAAGGUCUCAUCCGAGGACGAAUGGUGGGAGCGUCGCACGCCACAGCUGAGGUCCUGGUCUUCCUGGACAGCCACUGUGAGGUGAACCGGGUCUGGCUGCAGCCCCUCCUGGCCUCCAUCCAGGCGCAGCCCCGCCGCGUGGUGUGUCCCAUCAUCGACAUCAUCUCGGCGGACACCCUGGCCUACUCCGCCUCCCCUCUGGUCCGGGGAGGCUUCAACUGGGGCCUGCAUUUCAAGUGGGACCCGCUGCCUCCAUCGCAGCUGGCGGGACCGCAGCACGCCACUGCCCCCAUCAGGUCUCCCACCAUGGCCGGCGGCCUCUUCGCCAUGAACAGGAAGUACUUUGAGGAGCUGGGCAGGUACGACGGCGGCAUGGACAUCUGGGGGGGAGAGAACCUGGAGAUCUCCUUCCGGGUGUGGAUGUGCGGCGGCGAGCUCCUCAUCCUGCCCUGCUCCCGGGUGGGACACAUCUUCCGGAAGCGGCGGCCGUACGGCUCCCCAGGGGGCCAGGACACCAUGGCCCACAACUCCCUGCGCCUGGCUCACGUCUGGAUGGACGAGUUCAAGGAGCAGUACCUGUCCCUGCGGCCGGAGCUGAGGGGGCGGAGCUUCGGCGACAUCAGCGAGCGCGUGGCGCUGAGGAAGCGGCUGCGCUGCCGCUCCUUCCGCUGGUACCUGGACAACGUUUACCCUGAGAUGCUGAGUGCCGCCGGCGGCAACAAGCAGCAGCUGCUGGUCCACCGGAGCCUGAGGAGGCCCAAAGUGCUGCAGCGAGGACGGCUGCGGAACCUGGCGACCCGGCUGUGCCUGGUGGCCCAGGGCCGACCCAGCCAGAAGGGCGGCGCCGUUGUCCUGAGAUCCUGCGACCCCCAGGACCCCGAACAGGACUGGGUCUACGAUCAGGACGGGCAGCUGGUCCUGGCCGGGCUCCUGUGCCUGGACGUAUCCGAGGUCCGGACCUUGGACUCGCCGAGGCUGAUGAAGUGUCACGGCUCGGGGGGGUCUCAGCAGUGGAGUCUGGGGACCUCGCCCCGGCUCUACCAGGUGUCGGUGGGCCAGUGCCUCUCUGCGGCGCGGCCGCUGGGACCCAAGGCUCAUGUGGUGGUGUCCAUCUGCGACGCCUCCCUGGAGCAGCAGUGGCGGCUGGAGGCGUGAGGUCAUCGCUCGCCCGCUGCCCGUCGCCUUGGAAACCGCCACGUGCUUUUAACACACAAUAAAAACGAGUGACGACAACGUCAAGCUGCGUUGCAACUUCCUCCCACCAUCAUCUUCCUCACCUCACCAUCAUCUUCCUCGCUUCACUGUCAUCUUCCUCACCUCUCCAUCAUCUUCCUCACCUCACCCUCAUCUUCCUCACCUCACCCUCAUCUUCCUCACCUCACCUUCAUCUUCCUCACCUCACCCUCAUCUUCCUCACCUCACCAUCAUCUUCCUCACCUCUCCAUCAUCUUCCUCACCUCACCAUCAUCUUCCUCCCUGCAUCAUCUUCCUCACCUCACCCUCAUCUUCCUCACCUCACCCCCAUCUUCCUCACCUCACCCUCGUCUUCCUCACCUCUCCAUCAUCUUCCUCAGCUCACCAUCAUCUUCCUCACCUCACCCUCAUCUUCCUCACCUCACCUUCAUCUUCCUCACCUCUCCAUCAUCUUCCUCCCUGCAUCAUCUUCCUCACCUCACCCUCAUCUUCCUCACCUCACCCCCAUCUUCCUCACCUCACCCUCGUCUUCCUCACCUCUCCAUCAUCUUCCUCAGCUCACCAUCAUCUUCCUCACCUCACCCUCAUCUUCCUCACCUCACCUUCAUCUUCCUCACCUCACCAUCAUCUUCCUCGCCUCACCCUCAUCUU
Messenger RNA from Synchiropus splendidus (mandarinfish), 3422 nucleotides. It is a transcript of the gene galnt11, whose product is annotated as UDP-N-acetyl-alpha-D-galactosamine:polypeptide N-acetylgalactosaminyltransferase 11 (GalNAc-T11). The record is from RefSeq and is a predicted model, not a curated record. NCBI's taxonomy places the organism in Eukaryota, Metazoa, Chordata, Actinopteri, Syngnathiformes, Callionymidae. The transcript is spliced from 12 exons. Gene Ontology annotation, cellular component: Golgi apparatus. Bases 1011 to 2732 code for a protein of 573 amino acids. Gene Ontology annotation, molecular function: Notch binding. Gene Ontology annotation, biological process: regulation of Notch signaling pathway.